Messenger RNA from Sphaeramia orbicularis (orbiculate cardinalfish), 2931 nucleotides. It is a transcript of the gene cntfr, whose product is annotated as ciliary neurotrophic factor receptor. The record is from RefSeq and is a predicted model, not a curated record. Gene Ontology annotation, cellular component: membrane. Gene Ontology annotation, molecular function: cytokine receptor activity; protein binding. NCBI's taxonomy places the organism in Eukaryota, Metazoa, Chordata, Actinopteri, Kurtiformes, Apogonidae. The transcript is spliced from 11 exons. Bases 280 to 1362 code for a protein of 360 amino acids.
CACUCCGAGCAGUGCGAGACACAGAGACAGACGCACACAUUCUCUCUCUCCCACUCUGCCUGUCUUUCUUCCACGCAAACACACACACACAUGCUCAUGCACGCAGGCGGCAACUUUCCUCUGUCGGACUGACACAACACACACGCCAGGAUAAGACACACUCUCCUUGCUACAGUGGAGAAGAGGAUAAGGAGUGACAGAUCAGGAGAAAAAAAAAUCAGAAAAGACGAGGUUCCCAGGUGAAGAGGAGGAUCGAGCCCACGUUUCAUCUUUUUCAAGAUGGCAAACCUUGUGACAUCGUUGUGCUGUGUAGUUCUGGCCGCAGUGGUGGUAGCCUACGCUCAGAGACGCAGUCAGCUCGUUGGUAGAAACCAGUAUGAGAAAAUGGGCAGCGACGUCACCAUGCAGUGCGGAUCCCUGGAUAAUAACACGUCGGUGACAUGGAAGGUGAAUGGGACCGACGUGAAGGCCCAGCACAAACUAGAAGGUCCCAGACUGGUCCUGACCAAAGUAGACAGCAGCCAUAACGGACUCUACAGCUGCUUCCAGAACCCACAUGGAGAAAGACGUGACUCCAUCAACCUCCGCAUUGGCAUUCCCCCUCAAGAACUUGCCAUCACCUGUCGAUCCAACACCUACCCCAAAGGUUUCUACUGCACUUGGCAGCAGCUUCACCCGACGUUCAUCCCCACAACAUUUGAAGUCGAUGUGCAACACAACCAGCGCUCACUGGAGGUGCAGGAAGACCGCUUCCACAAGAAUCGUUGUCACGUACGCUUUCCUGAGGUAUUCUCCAUCUUUCCAUACCAAGUCAAUGUGACGGCAGUCAACGCCUUGGGGAAAGCGUCUACCACCAUUUUGUUUGAAGAGUCCAAUAUAGUCAAACCAGAUCCUCCAGAGAAUGUGAAGGCCAUCCCAGUCCGUAAUAACCCUCGGAGGUUGGAGGUUUCCUGGAAUAGCCCUUCCACGUGGCCGGACAUCAACAGCUUCCCCCUGAAAUACUUCCUCCGUUACCGGCCUCUCAUUCGGGACCAGUGGCAGCAUGUGGAGUUGUCGGACAGCACCUCUCACACCAUCACUGACGCCUACGCUGGGAAGGAAUACAUCAUCCAGGUGGCUGCCAAGGACACAGAGAUUGGAACAUGGAGUGACUGGAGCGUUGCUGUCCAUGCUACGACCUGGAUUGAAGAAAUUACCUGCACGACUGAGGUUGAACCCGUGAUCCCAGCAGAGACCAGUCCCUCCUCCAUACCAUCAUCCAAGGCACCACAAAAGGCUGAACCUCCAGUGGGCAGAGCUGCCAGGGUCCUCACAUUCUUCUCCCCGCUUCUGUUAGGGAUGCUGCUGUUGUGUUUCAUGUGAUUUAAAUGUCAUAUUCCUGAAGGGAGAGAAGUAGGAGUAGGGGGAGGCUGUCCUUUUUUCUAUUUUGCACAUGUUUCAAGGAUACAGUGCAUUGAUCAUUUCUGUCCGUCACAGUUACUCACGAGAUUACUUAGACAUAAAGUCAGACAAUGCUAAUGCGAUUCAGCAUUUUUUGAUUAAUAGUGACAAGGAAAAUUCGUCUGAGGAACUUUUUGAAAGCGCCAUCAUCAGCAAAAACAACAACAACGAUAACACCAACAACAGGAGCAGGGACAACCACAACAACAGCAGCAGCAGCGACAUUGACAUCAACAGUCUUACGUUUCCCCCUAGUGGCCGUGACAGGCUACUGCAGACUGAUUUGUUUGGGAAUCUCCUCUUCAGAGCACGUAAAUCAACUCCUCGGAUGACAAAAAAAAAGUCUCCUCAUUACUUAUUUGUUCUUUUUUUUAUUGAUUAACAGUUAGUCUUAAUUUUAACAUUCUUUUUGAGAUCGCAACUCUGCACACAAUCACACACAUAUGAUGCAUGUGUGUUUGUGUGGACAGUUCUGUAGCAGUUCCCAUACAGCUAAAUCAUCAUGCCAAAGACUCAACUAUACCCCCAAGAAAAAUGGCUCCCAAACAAUUAAUUGAGCUUCUUGAAGCCUGUGCCUGCAUUUGUCGAGGGUUGAAAACCCGGGAAAGUUUUGUAGUUGUGUGUGUGUGCGCACACAAUGCCUGAAUGAUAGUGACUCAAACAGUAUUGGAAAUCAGACUUGGGAGGAAUCUGAGGAACCCCGCAGCUCCUGUUAUCGGCUCCUGAAUCAGACUCUUGAAUCUUUUACGCCUCCGACGACUGAAUCAGACUGACAGAGCGAGUCGUUUUUGACGUUUCAAUAUGAGGACUAACACUUUGAAGAAUUCAGUAACGGUAGUCAGGCUUAUUUAGACAACUAGCUUUACAUUCUGCUUUCAGCAACUGGCAAGGAGGACAUGGAUUGUAAAAAAAACAACAAAUAAAAAAAAAAAAGAAAAGAAAAGAAAGUGGAUUUGAGUCUGAACGAUUCUUUGCCCACCCAUCUGUUUUGGUUCAAACUUUGUACUGACAAAGUUUUUUUUUUUUUUUUUUUUUUUUUCUGUUAAAACAACAUUGGUUUUUCAUUCUGCUCUGUGCUGUAAAAUAAAAUAACAAAAAAAAGUUUGCUUUGCAAAUUUUGACGCCUUUAAACAUUAAAAAGUGUCUUUUUACAGUUUACAUUUCAAUAGCCAAUAUCACAAGUUAAUAUUAUGUUAUUCAAAGGAAUAUUGAUGUGUUUUAUUGUAUUUUUUUUUAUUUUAUGGACAAUAAUAAAAACACACAUAGAGGGUUUUAGUUUUUUCCAGACAUUCAUAAUGGCUUAAUUCUCCUUGAUCCUAUUUUGUAAACUAUGAUAUGUAACUUUAACAUUGAACAAAAAGUUUAUUAUUUAAUAAUAAUAAUAAUGUAUGUACUAGCAGUAGAAUGUCGUAACCUGUACCUGGGGUCUUUUUUAUAGAUGUAUAUACAAUGACAGGUUUCAGCCAUUAAAUGUGACCAUUUCACAAUGAA